UCCCUUUUGGCACUUUUAAUGCUUUCCCAUCUUUAGUACGGAACCAAUUGGAUGGCUUGAAGCGCAAGUACAACGAGCUGGAUAUGAGCUUUGUUGCCCUGCAAUUCGAACAUAAAGAGUUGAAGACAUCGACGCUUUCUUUGUCAACAGAAUAUGAAGCGCAGCGCUCCAAAUGUGAACAAUUGAAUGCAGAAAGCCAGACAUAUGUGAGCGUGAUUGAAGAUAUCCGCAAGGGUGCAGAUCAAACGAACCAAGAACUGUCCAGCAUGCGAACAGAAUUGCAACAGCUCAAGGGAAAAAUCAGCACUAGCGAAGAAAUGUGUGCUGGAUUGAAAAGACGGCUGUCUGACAUGCAAACAAUCUUCACAGAAUUGGAAAAAACGCUUGAAAAAUUUGGCCAAGAUCAGCAAACAGCAGGUGCCGAGCACGAGUCGAUGGCUGCUCACCAAUUUCAAGAAAAAUUGAAUGAAGUAAACGAGCAGUAUGCGGAAAAAUCCAAGAGCUACCAAGAAGCAAUCAUUGAAUUGCAAAGAGAGGUGCAGAAACUUCAAAACGAGCUUACGAAUUCCAAAGCAAAACAUGAUUCGGAAAACGAGCAGUUGAAACAAGACAAUAUGACCCUGAUGUGUCAUAAUAGUGCAUUAGCUGAGGAACUUGCUCAAGAAAAGGAACGUUUUCAGCUGCUAGAAGACCGGUUCAAUGAGCUAUGCACUUCUACAGUAUCACCAUCGCCACCUCCUAACAACAAGAGUACCACAAGCCUGACGGCUCGUUCUUCUGCCAUUGUUACGAAGCAACAGCAACAAUCACGACAAGAGACUAACAGAUCACGACCGUCCUCAUCUUCUAGUAAAGUACGCAAUGAUCUGUGCUCAUUUAUAACAGUCAUAUACUAUUUGUCUGACAGCAAAUAAUGCUAGAGAAAAGAUACUGGACCAACAGCAACAGAAACUCCAAGUAAUGCGACCAAUGGCCAGAAGCAGCAGCAGCAAAGACAGGGAUCAGCACCAAGGGCUGGUAGCUCUGGAAUGACAUUGCGUAAUGUAAGGUAUGUAUGCGUUUAUCCAUUUAA
This is a messenger RNA of Zychaea mexicana, 1072 nucleotides long. RefSeq lists its product as uncharacterized. Bases 84 to 914 code for a protein of 276 amino acids. The transcript is spliced from 7 exons. The record is from RefSeq and is a predicted model, not a curated record. Lineage: Eukaryota; Fungi; Mucoromycota; Mucoromycetes; Mucorales; Lichtheimiaceae.